AUGGGCAAGAUUUACAUAGAGAGCCUCUCCGGCAGGAGCUUCCACUCCAGGCAAGGCAAGGCGUACCUGUUCAACGACGUCGUGAACAUAUCCGAGGGACCAAAGGAGGAACGCCUGAUGACGACAGGUCUGCAUGAGGUUGCUGACAUCCACUGCAAGAAGUGCAUGCAGCUGUGCGGCUGGAGAUAUGUGAUGGCACACGAGGAGAACCAGAAGUACAAGGAGGGCAAGUUCAUCUUGGAGAGGGCCAAGAUGAUGGACCUGUACGAGGGAAACUUCACAUCAGCCUCUGAGGCAUCAACAGUCAUCCUGGGCAACGACAUGGAGGAGGUCUGCAGCUAG
Coccomyxa subellipsoidea C-169 is the source of this 342-nucleotide messenger RNA. RefSeq names its product yippee-domain-containing protein. Lineage: Eukaryota; Viridiplantae; Chlorophyta; Trebouxiophyceae; Coccomyxaceae. The transcript has 4 exons. The record is from RefSeq and is a predicted model, not a curated record. Bases 1 to 342 code for a protein of 113 amino acids. Gene Ontology annotation, cellular component: ubiquitin ligase complex.